Molecule: messenger RNA, 5727 nt
Organism: Corythoichthys intestinalis (scribbled pipefish)
Lineage: Eukaryota; Metazoa; Chordata; Actinopteri; Syngnathiformes; Syngnathidae
Product: transmembrane protein 79-like
Exons: 6
Coding region: 1755-2510 (251 amino acids)
Biological process (GO): regulated exocytosis
Cellular component (GO): trans-Golgi network membrane; lysosomal membrane
Source: RefSeq, a predicted model, not a curated record
GUUCAUUUCUUUCAUCUUGUCUUUCAUCUUGUCUUUAUUCUUUCCCUCCAGCAGCCGGGACAUCACGCCGGCCGGCCGACCGACCGGCAGAAUAAACGAAAGCAAAUAGCCAAUCGGCGAUCGAUCUCCGCUCCGGCCGGCGUUCCCAGCUUUUCUUUUCCUUCCUUCGGAUCCCGGACCGGUCCGCCAGCGCCGUGCGGUCUGGAGGCUAGGGGAGGCGGGCGCCGGAGAGCGGGAGGGGGCGGAGCUUCGGCGGGAGUGACGGCCGCUCGACCAACGGGAGCUCGGCCCGCCGCCGACUCCUCGGGCCAAUGGCGCGGGGCCCCUCUGACCACGUGACGCCGGUCGGCCACCCGGGCGGUUUCCGGAAGUCACCUGACCGCUCCACAUUUUUGCGGAUGACGUGGAACCUGCCGCGUCCCCCCCAAACCCACCGGCGGCGGUAACGUGAAAAAAAAAACAAACGGGGCUGACGUCACCACGCCGCUUACUUUGCUUUCGCUGUAUUUCUUUGACAUUGUCAUCCUCUCGGAAGAUUUCUUGGGUUUGCCUUCAUUCCAUUUAGUUCGCACCAACAUCAUGUUGAGCCAACGAUUCUCAGACACGUCACGUCACGAUCCAAAUGGCCAAAUGAUCCGUUCAGUACGGAAACGUACGAAAAAAGAGGACACCUUGGUGUUUGGGAAAGAAAAAUCCCACCCCUUUCCAAAUGAGCUCAAUAAAAGGCGUGUUCAUGAUGUGAAUGAGAGAAAAACAAACGUUUUGAUCCAUCAAAAGUGCCUUUAUGGCUCGAAAUGCGCAGUCAACUGAGGCCAAGUCACCCAAACAUCAGUGUUCUAUUCAAGACUGUAUCAUAAGGCCGAAUGAAUACACCGGGCAGGCGAGCAUUUAUUUCCUUUCCAACUCCAAUCCAUGCACAAUCACAUACUGACGCCUACUGGCGGCGCUAUGGUGGUAUUGCAGAUCAAUAGUGUAAUAAUCCCAAUACACAACAAUAAGGAAAAAGACACGUGUCACGUCGUUUCAAACGACAUGACAGGUUUUUUUACUGCGCACAAAAAAUAUUGCCUAUAUCAAAUCGAAUGUGUGAACAGUUGUAAUAUUGAAAAGACUCCGCAGAUACAAAAAAAAAAAAAAAAAAAAAAAAAACAAUUCAACUCGGCCGUUGAAAAAUGACUCCGUUUGAGUGUGGACGUACGGGUGUUGAGAAAGCACCGAAACAAAACGCCGAACAAGGAGCGUCCCUUCCAGCUUUGCAAAUGGAAAGUUGAAGCUGGAAGAAAGAAAAGCGAACAUCUUUUUGCUAAAUUCGCCACGAGAGAGGGGAUUUUUUUUUUUUUUUAAUCAAGCGCAGUUGUCUUUUUGUUUGAAAUCAACCGUCUACUUCCGCUUUCCGAGGGCGUUGCCUUAAGGUCGCUCACCUGUCGGUCGGUCGCGCAAGCAAACACACCUAUUGAAGUAAAAAAAAAAAAAAAAAGCCUGCCUUCCUGCCUGCCACCUUUUGUCCUUCUUCCGCCUUUGGUUUCUCGUUCGGAGCACUCGGCAGAGAAGGGAAACUGAAAAGGGGACGUAAGGGAUUAUUUUGUUGCCUGUCGCUCUGAGCCCAUUCGCCACUGUCAUCCAUUCAAACGGGGACCGCCGGCACGAUCGGACGACCCCUCCCUGUUAAGGUGGAAGGUUUUCCCUGAAAGUAACCCACCCAUUUGAAUCCCCGACCUCCCUCCGAAACGAACAUCUCGCCCGCCCUCCCGCCCAUGGACAAGUGGGCUUCGUCGUCCGAUGAGGAGGCGCGGCCGACGGGAAAGAAGGCGACGGCCCGAGCCUCGCGGGUACGGGAAAAGAGGGACCUCCAAGGAGACGAGGAGACACGUGACGACGGCUCACCAGCGACGGGCGGGCGCAGCUGCGCCCAUCGCGACGUCCUGAAAGCGGGUGUGUCUCUGGUGACGUCGGCCAUUUUCUUCCCCUUUCUGGUUUGGGGGGGCUUCGUCUUCCUGCCCUUUGACGCCCCCCCGCUCCGCGGCGCCCCCCUCAGGAUGCUGUACGCGAUGCGCUGCUCCGUCUACGCCGCCGUGCCCGUCGUCGCGGGCUGGCUGGCGGUGGGCGUGGCCCGUCUCCGCUUAGGCGUGGUCCGGCCUCUUCUGGGCCAAACGGAGGAGGAGGACGCCGAGGGGCUGGCCGUCCACAGGAGAUACACGCGCGAGUCCGUGGGCCUCUUCCUCAUGUAUUUCCUGCAGCUGUCCGUCACAGCCGUUUACCUGAGCCAGGAGCAUCUGAAGCUGGUGCCUCUGCUCGCCGUCAUCUUCGCCCUCGGACGGUCGAUCUACUGGGUAGCGGCGGCCUUCGGCAGCAGCGUCCGGGCUUUCGGGCUGGGUCUGUCCUUCCUGCCCGCCGCGGCCCUGGCGGCGGCCAACUUGGCCUUCGUCUUCACCGCGGAAUCGUCCUCGGCGGUCUUCGGCUCGCCUGCGCUUCCCGAGGCGCCCGUCGGCCGACGGAGGUUCUGGGGAUGAAAGCCGAACGGCUCCUUUUAAUCACCGCCGGCAUUUUCCAAAUAAAAUUUUUAGGACGACGAUCCGAGACGAGUCCUUCCUGGCGUUGAACCGAUGCCGUUUUUUGGCCCCCCGAUACCCGGCCGUACUGUACAGAUAGCAACAGUCUUGAAACAAAUGUGGUUUGACGACACACUCACUUAUAUUGAAUGAAACUUUAUUUUCGACCCCUAUUUAGAUGAUUUGAUGGAUGUCCAAGCAUCUGCCGUUUACUCCUCGUCUGUCAUCAAAGGUGUUAGAUGUCCUCCUCGCUGUCACCUUCCCACUACAAACAGAUUGGACAUCUACGAGUGAUACUCUUUUGAAUUCACAGUGGCCAGCGGUCGGUAACGAGAUGAAGGAAUCUGACCUUUUAGCCAGACCCGCGUCGGCGCCGCUCCGACGACCCGGCCUAUAGGCCAAACUCUGCGCGUUCGUUCACCUUAGUCUUAACCCCUUGUACUGACUCCAUUUCUAAAGCUGGAAAAGGGCUUCAAAACACCCGUUGAUCAUUUAUUCAGAGUUGACAGCGAUCAAACGGCAAGGCAAAAGAGCGACAGACCCGUGUGAGGAGGAGACUCGGGGUCACCCUAUCACAAGUCAACAAAAGGUUCCUGAGAAAAUGACAAGGAUUGGUUAAACAUUCUUUUUGAAGGCUCUGGCGGGGUGGCUGUGGGCAGGAAGAAGGGUGUGUUUGAGUAUUGUUUAGGAUGAUCUUAUAUCGCAGUUUGGUCUGUUUAGUUCGUGCGUCACAGUUGCUGAGUCACCGUUACGGAGGCGACCGGGGUGGGAGAUUUUGUCCGCCUCAGCAUCAAAGGGGCACUUGGAGUCUUAUCAAUCGUGUUAUCACUUGGAUAUUGGGCCGGUGUUCCUCAUAGGACAGGAUGUCCCGCCAUUUUUUCUGGACUGUCCGGAAGAACCGAUUGCGGGAUUUGGUGUCGGAUACGUGGUCUUGUUGAUGUCUGGCCUAACACCUGGUAGUCAGCGUCCAUCUCGCUCAGGCAGCUGCAUGAGGCACGCGUCGGGCUUCCGCCGUCACGAGGCAUCAUGUAUCUCAUAUACCCUAUGUCAAAUAUAUUCUGCUUGUUUUCCUUACACAAGGAUAUAAAUGCUAUUCAUUUUACAUUUGGGUACCUUAGAGCAGGUACCUGUCCAUGGCGCAUUUGGUACCGGGCUGCGCAGAAAUAAUUAUUAACGACUGCAUUCUGGCCAAUGGACUUUGGCCUUUGCCGCUUAACACACCAAUAUCCCUGUCUACUCUAGAUAUACAACUACAGGAUAGGUGGUCGUCAUAGAAAUGCAUUGAUUGGACUGUUAACAGUACAUCUUGUUUUCUAUAUCUAUGUGCACUUGUCCUCAAUAAUAACUUGUGACGUAGGUUGUUGCCCAUCACAUUUGUUACCGGAAAUAAUUAGCCCCCACACUCGAAAGAUUGGAAAAACAAACGUCUUUGGACAGAUUUUUUACAAGGAAAAAGGAACCCGACGAGCCAGAAGAUGAGCCUACAACCUCGAAAAAACAAAAUCUACGCUACUUCCCAAUCACUAAAGACCCACGAACUGCGAAGGAGUGGAUUCGUGACCCGUGUGUGAAUAAACCGAGUGAUUCGAGCAUGUCUCCGCAACAGCUUGUAUAGAUCGCAAAUCACGGUGACCUUAAACGUACAUUUGAGACAACAACUUUACCGAGGUUCUGGAUUAAAGUCAUUUCGGAAUAUCGCUAGGAGAGCACUGAAAACUGUGCUACAAUUCCCAACAUCUUAUCUUUGUGAAGCGGGCUUCUCUCACCCACCCAUCUCGGGACCACCUCGUCUCAACGAAACAAGCUCAGGCCUCCCGCGGAUUCAGCAGCGGGUGAGUUGUAUUUUCCCUGCGCUUAACACGACGGGGUUAAAAACAAAUGUUAUUUUAUAUUUGCUCUAUUUUUCUGCCGCACAUUGUUCUGACAAUUUUUCCACGCGCGUAACGUUAAAAAUGACCGACAAUGCAGCGAUUCCAAAGCAACGCUACAAACCGUCUUUAAAGAAAGGAAUAGUAACUUACGUUUGCCAUGUUAGCCGCACACAACAACUGCACGCAGCUCUCUCACGACUUCGCCGUGUCGUUAAGCAUUCAUUUAUGCCAUUUUCGUGUCGCACAUGUACGUUUAUGACGUUAAUUGUUUUUUUAGCACCGCUGGAUAACAUUGAGAGUCCAACUGAAAAUAAGAGUGCUUUUUUCACCGCCACAAAAGCUUUGGGGUGCAAAAAUUGACAAAACACUGGUCCGUGAAAAAAAGCCCCAAAUCACACCGGUCCGUGAUGCAAAAAAGGUCGGGCACCCCUGUCUUAGAGUAAUAUCGUCAAAGAGUAAAUAAGAGGACAGGUACUAUUCCCAUCAAAGAUUUCCCAGAUUAUGUGGUCUGUGUCAUCGGCACGCUCGUUCUUAGAACUCCCCCGUACCGAUGAUGGCAUUUUUGCGCCGAACGUGCGACACAAUUCCUUCUGGACGUGCCUGCAGAAAAUAUUGCUCGGAAAAUGAGCACGGUUCUGACACGCACAAAAAAAAACUAGGCCGGUAAACAUUUCCGGUACGAGUCCGGCCAUUUUAUUCCCGUAAAAGUCGAGGCCGGUUUCUGACUCAGCUUACGUACGGCCGUUAAGGAGGGGGGAAAAAACGUCAGCGCUGUUCUUCCAAAGGCGGCUCGUCUUCGGAGCCGGCGUGCCGGGCCGCGCUCUGGAAAAGACGCAUCAAGUCCUGAAAGCGUUGAGAAACCUGCAAUGCGAGCGCAAAAGGGGCGUCAGACGGGCGAACGUGUCCGGUGGCGGGCGGCCGCUCACCUCGCCGGGCGUCUUGUUGCCUAACAGAGCAGAGAUGCCCUGGAAGGUGUCGGGAUUGGCCCCCUCCCGUCGACACGUGGUCAAAAUGACCCGAUCGGCCUCCCUGAAAAAGAAGGCGCGCGAGAUUGAGCGCGUCCGCCCUUCCUCCCGGACCGGCCCCGGCUCACCUGGUCCACAGGAUGACCUUCUCUCCGCUGGGCGUCAGAGAAAUGUUUUUGGCACACACGGGCGGUUCGGCGGAAGGGACUUCCUCGUCCCGUUUCCUCUUGGGAGGCGGAGAGUCCGUCUCGUCGUCGUCCGCGGACCGUCGCCGCGUAGAUACGUCGGGCGCCGCGCAAACGUAAAGCGGGUCGGCGCUCUCCGAGACUCCGGCCGCGCCCC